UUGCAAGUUGUUGCUUGAUUGUAGCAAAUCAGAUGAAAAUAUUUUUCUUUUUAAGUAUUUGGUGAAGUAGGUUCCUGUUUUUUUGUUCGCGUCAGUGGUCACAGGUGGCGUUCCUUUGAUUUCAUUCACUAAACAGCUGAAUCGAUCGUCCACAACUGGUCCGAAAGUCAUACACCUAUUUCAAUGCAAGUUAAAGGAGGUAAUUUUGUGUUUUUGGAUCGGCUGUAUAUCAGAUUGACCUACAGACAGCUGUUUACGAUCUUUGCAAUAAUGGCCGACUUGUCUUGCCCUAGUCGUGUUUUAAAAAUGUUUCCAACGAAUUUAAAUUUCUCCCCGAUUUAAACGUGACAAAAAUCAAGUGUACCAUGACCGUAACAACAAGCAACAAUUGGUAUGACUGCCCAAAUAAAAAGACCCAAAAUAUAAACAAAAGUGUGAAUUUCGAUGUGAGUCACUAGAUCGAUUCAAAGGGAAAUCGGGGGUUGGUAUCGCCUGACAUAACCUUCAAAAAAAUUCAAAAAAAAUGGACGAUGAAGCGAAAAAAGAACGCACUUUCCCCACAUUGGAGUUAACCCCCACGGGGGCAACGUCCCCCGAGAUCCAAUCCCCCAAAACGCCAACUCUAUCACGCAAACUCAAAGCUGUAAGUCUCGAUUCGGAGCCCCCCAAGCAAUCGACAAGUCUUGAAGUGUCUCGAGAUGUGUUCUCAAUGCCCAACACCCCCAAAAGACAAGCCAAACACAAGCUGGAAUUCGACAACAAACCUGUAACCCUAACCCCAAAUUUUAGCUCAAAUUUGAAGAAAUUUGCAUCGAAUAAUAGCAUCUCAGGCUCACAAACACUCAAAACACUACCAGAAAUCAUGACAUUGCAGGACUUUUCUGAUGGUCGCACCAGCGAACCGGUGCGAGUCAAAACAAGGGGGCUGCUGGAGCGCCGGGGCUCUAAUGCCAGUCUUACCAUCGAUUUGGGCUCAAACUCGAGCAUUGCCGAAAAAACUACAACUUUUAUGCGACUCAAUUCGGCGAAAAGUGUCUCAAAUUUGAAUCUCUCGACGUUUGGCGAUAGGUGUGCAUGCGCAAAGUCGGAACGACGCAAAUCGCAGGAGGCUUGUGGUAAUUGCAUUAUUUACGAAUCAGUGCCCAGUAAAGCCAAUGGAUGCAAAACUAAUAAAUGUGGGGCUAUUGCCAAACGGUGCAACUGUCGACGGAAGUCACUCUCCAAUGAGAAUCUCUAUGUGCCCCCUUGUGGCUUUUGCCAAGGGGCCGCUACCAAGCAUUGCAAAGGCUAUCGCAAGGCCUACUAUCCAAGACAACCCGAUGUGGACUCGUCACAACUUCUAUCAGAAGAUUUCAAAAUGCAUCUUGAAAAUGUACAAUACCUUCAAACGGCCGGGAGCGUACUUUCCAUAACCGACUUGAAGAUGGCGUGUGAGGUAUCACGAGUGCCGAAACUGCACUCGGAAUUCUGGGAAGUCCCCUUAAAUUUGCAAGAAAAGUGUUACGUGUCGGGUAGUCAGAGUCGUAACCGGUAUAAGGGUGUAUUACCCAAUGAACACAGUCGGGUUCAUUUGCCCGGUCCGCAAAGUUACAUCCACGCCAACUAUAUCAAGGGCCCCGAUUACACUGAAACUGCAUAUAUCGCAACCCAGGGCCCGAUGGCUCACACUUGUCUCGAUUUUUGGGACAUGAUAUGGCACACAAACUGCGUUCGCAUCGUAAUGUUAACCGGUUUGGUUGAAAAGGGUCGGAGCAAGUGCGAACUGUAUUUUCCAUUGGGUAAGAAGGACCAAUCAGCGUCCAAAUCCUUCUAUUAUGUCACAACAAUCCGCGAACGCGACCAAACCGAAGAAGAAAUCUUCAAAUUUGAAGAACUGAAUCAAGUCGACUACGUUCCCUACUCCAUAAAAUAUAUCAAAAAAGAGAAUCUCGAUGAAUGUGUUAUCCGCCAUCUUGAAAUUAUCCAUACGAACAAAAACGAAUCGCGUACAAUUCGCCAUUAUUGGCUGCCAAAUUGGCAAGAUCACAAAAUGGCCAAUCCGGAGCAAUUGCUCAAGAUGGCAUUGCAUUUGCUCAACGACAAUAAAACCGAAACGGUUAAAACCGAAAAACCGAAAUUGAAACCGAUACGACGCGAACGUCGCCGAUCUAGUGACAGUGGACCGAAAGCUCCACCUGUUGUUGUACAUUGUAGCGCUGGGAUUGGUCGAACUGGUUGUUUUCUCGCCAUCUUGAACGGUAUUCAACAGUUGAAAACUAACUUAAAUGUUGACGUUUUGGCCAUUUUGUGCUCGCUGAGAUUGAAUCGAGGCGGCAUGGUACAAACAGCCGAACAAUACGAGUUGAUACAUCGCGUAUUGAAUUUGUAUGUUGACACAAUGUAAUAGUAAUCAAAAUUUCAGGACAAAAAAAUCCAUGAUGAUAAUCAUUUGUAUAGAAUGUAAAUGUGAUAAUUUUGUAGGAUUAAGCGAUAUAUUUUUUUUGUUGUUGUUCUGUUGCGUCAUAUUUAUUACGAUUUGUUUUUUAUAUAAAUAUUUAGGGAAAAUCAAUUUUAGCCGUUGGUAGUAUUCAUGUUCGCAAUAUACUUUUUUUAUAGGUUAAGUUCAUCUCAUCGCACAAUUGUGAUUGUCAGGUUGGCACUAUUGACUCAUUCGUUUCAUAUACCACCAGUGGUGCCAAUUUGAAUAUUCAAAAGAGUGAUUUUUUACCAACCAAACGAAACGAAAAAAGCAUUUUUUGAUGAAUAUCUCUCCCAAGUACAAAUUGAUUUAUCGGUGUUUUUCAAUUAUUUAAUUAGGAGUGUUAAUUAGACAAUUGAGGAAAAAGAAAACAACUCUAAACACCAAAUACCAGACUAAUUUGUAAAUUAAUGUGUCAAAAAUAAUAAUAAUAAUAAUGUAAGACUUAAAA
This is a messenger RNA of Tribolium castaneum (red flour beetle), 2909 nucleotides long. RefSeq lists its product as uncharacterized. The coding region runs from base 524 to 2383 and encodes 619 amino acids. Gene Ontology annotation, molecular function: protein tyrosine phosphatase activity; protein kinase binding. The transcript is spliced from 5 exons. NCBI's taxonomy places the organism in Eukaryota, Metazoa, Arthropoda, Insecta, Coleoptera, Tenebrionidae. Gene Ontology annotation, biological process: peptidyl-tyrosine dephosphorylation; signal transduction. The record is from RefSeq and is a predicted model, not a curated record. Gene Ontology annotation, cellular component: cell junction; cytosol; plasma membrane.